Messenger RNA from Heterobilharzia americana, 2534 nucleotides. The record is from the annotation of a GenBank genome assembly. Lineage: Eukaryota; Metazoa; Platyhelminthes; Trematoda; Strigeidida; Schistosomatidae.
GAAUACAGAACGCACGAUCGACGCGGUCAGCUUGGUCCUUCGACGUGACCUGUGGGAUUAACAAUGUUGUUGUCGUUUCUGCGUUCUCAGUUAGAUAUCCCAUUGUAUUGCCUAUGGCUUAUUGCCACACUGCUUUUAUGCAAUCUAAACAGUGUUUGUGGUGCUGAUACGGAUGAUGAUUUUGCUGAGUUUCAGGAUCCAGAUGAUUCUUUUACUAUUGAUAUCACUGAACCCGUUCCUAUUCAGUCUGUUCGGCAACAGAAAGCCGAAAGUAUAGAUAAAAACAUUUCAGAAAGUAGCUCCCAUGCAAGCUCAGAAAUCGACAGUGAUGAUGGCUCAACGUUACACGCAACCAAACCAUCUUCAUUUGACAGAACCACUCUAGAAGAUAGUGAAUUAGAAGUAGAGUUAGAUAAUGUGAACCCCGACGAUGAUGAAGAAUUUGAAGGUCUAUCAUCUGAUCAACCGAUCCUGAAUGCUGAUAAGAAUAACAAAGGUGGCAAGAGAAAUUUAAUUAUUGCAAAGGUUCCACAUCAUCUUACACGUUCAUGGGACAACUUUCAUUUGGAAAUGCUUUUUAUUAUGGCCUUACUGAUAUACAUCUUGAAUUUUGUAAUUGGUCGUUCUAAAAAUACCCAGUUGGCAAGCAGUUGGUUCACUGUGCAUCAAUCUUUACUUGAAGCAAAUUUUGCUGUGGUCGGAGAUGAUGGUCAAGCUGAACCUGGAAAUGGAGCAUUAAUGAAGGAAUCAGAACACUUGUAUUCUCUUUGGUGUACCGGAACUGUACACUGUGAUGCUAUGCUGAUUGAAUUACGUCUAGUGAAACGUCAAUGUUUAUUUUUUGCAAUAGCCAAUUGGAUUCGACCAGUUCAUGAUAGUAUCGUCGUCAAAGUAAUAAUGGAUGAUUCAGAAAUGGAUGGAUGGGUUAUGGCAGUUGGUCGUAAACGUCGUCUUCAGGCAUUAUCAAAAGAUCAUCAAGACUUAGCUGUCUACUGUCCAGAUAAACGUGGUCAACGACAUCAGUAUCUACCGGAAUCGUUUACUGUUUUAAGUGAAAUUUCUGAAGUUGUACCAGCAAUUCUUAACCCACUGGUUUGUAAAUUUUUGACUGAUCAUGAGGAGUCAAUUGACUAUCUGUUCUUCUCUGAUCAGUACAGUGGACCGAAACCCCCACAGGAGGAUACAAAUAUACCUACGAAACCUCCAGUUACACAGAAAGCGUUAAUUUUCGCUUUUCGAUGUAUUCCAACUGUUACAUCAAAGUCUACAUCCAAGCUGACGUCGAAUGAUGAAACAGUUAAUCAUCAACCGAUGGAAUCGAACACUGCUUUGUUCCAUUUUAUUUUCUAUAUGAUAGAAAAAGUUCGAAGAUUUCGUUUGAGUAAAGAGGGUAAGGGUAAAUCUGAAAGGAAUAGACAACGAACCCAUGACUCUCGCUUGAAAUCGAUGCAUAGUCAACGUCAGGAGGCAGCUCAAAAUCGUCGUGGUGAACGAAUGAGGGCAGUCAAAGAGCGUAUCAUGGCUGAAGAUGAUCCUGAUAAGGCUAGAAAACUUGAAGAAAAGGAACAACGCAAAGAGAAAGCGAAAAAAAUGCCGAGGAUGAAAAUGUUGAAGAUGAAGUAGGUGGUCAUUCGUUAUGAUUACAUCGAGAAGUGAGCCAAGGAAAGUUUCACCAACCUGUGUGUAUAGUCUACCUAGUCUUUUCUUGUUUUGUUCUAUUUUGCCUUGUCUUUUCUGCUGUUUACUCCUUUUUUGAAAUGUGUCCUGACAAGCACACACACGAAGCUAGUCAGUCAGACAAUGUAGAUCCUCGUUGUCACAGUAUUUUCAUCAAUUCUACCUACAGUGACAUUCACCUUUUUUGUAUAUGCUUGUUUAGCCGACUAGUUAUUCGAUGUGUAUGUGUGUGUGUGUGUAUGUGUGGUUGCGUAAUUCUUCACAUGUCUCAUAUAGUCAACAUUCACUGAUUCUUGUGUUUUAUAACUUCAUAUUGGGUGGGACUCAGAGGGGGAGUAUUUCCAUUAUGGAUUCUGUUAUUGGUGUAUCUGUGUGUAUUCAGCUAGUCAUGUUGGGAGUUUUCUUUCUUUUCAUCUAUCAAUUGCUGUGAUUAUUUUUAUUAUUAUCGUUAUUAUUAUUGAUAUCUUACUUUCUAUCUAUGUUCUCCUUUCCAUGCCUCUCCCUCCUCUCCUGCGUCUCUGUCUCUUGUUCAAUCAACUUUUGUGUACAUAGGCAAAGAGACAAAUGUUCCUCCCACUCUUGUACCAUUACUACUACUACUACCACCACCACCACCACCACUGCUCAAGCAGUAAGUGAACUGGUGCUAACUACCCCCUUAUCUUACCCUACUGACACUUGGACAAUUAUGCGGAAUGUGAGUACCCAUCAUAAUAUUACUGUUGGUUUUAACAUCUCUGUGUGUAUGCGUCUGUGGGUAUUCUUCAUAAUUUGAUUAGUGUGGUACUAGCAUUGUGUUAGUCAAUUCAUAAAUUGUAUUUUUUUGAAAAAUUAAUAAUCGAAAAAGUAAUCAAGAA